Messenger RNA from Acaromyces ingoldii, 1044 nucleotides. Its product is annotated as NAD(P)-binding protein. Gene Ontology annotation, molecular function: oxidoreductase activity, acting on the CH-OH group of donors, NAD or NADP as acceptor. The transcript has a single exon. NCBI's taxonomy places the organism in Eukaryota, Fungi, Basidiomycota, Exobasidiomycetes, Exobasidiales, Cryptobasidiaceae. The annotation marks the transcript as partial. The record is from RefSeq and is a predicted model, not a curated record.
CUCACGCUUAUCACCGGUGUCACCGGCUUCGUCGCUGCCCACGUGCUCGAUGCGGUGCUGGCCUCGCCCCAGAAGUACCGGGUGCGCGGCACCAUGCGCUCGAUGGCCAAAAAAGACGAGAUUCUGAACCGUCUGAAGCCCGAGGACCGGGAGCGGGUCGAGUUUGUCCAUGUGGAAGACACGGCCUCGUCGGAUCUGUCUGGCGCCCUCGACGGCGUCAAAAUCGUCUUCCACGUCGCCUCUCCGUUCCAGAUCCAGGUGGACGACGUCGCAAAGGAUCUUCUGGACCCCGCAUUGGAUGGCACACUGAACGUGCUGCAGGCGGCCCAGAAGCAGGCCAGCGUGAAAAAGAUUGUCAUUACCUCGUCCUUUGCCGCCGUGACGGAUCUCAACGCCGGGGACACUCAGCGACCGGGCUACGUCUACACGGAAAAGGACUGGAACCCGGCGACGUACAAGGAAGCUGCCGCCGCGACGGGGCCCAUGGCCGGUGUCUUUGCCUACUACGCCUCCAAGAAGCUCGCCGAAAAGGCAGCGUACGACUUUGUCAAGGAGAACAAAUCCACCUUUGAGAUCGCCUCGAUCAACCCCCCCGUGAUCUACGGCCCGACGAUCCAGCCCGGCGUAACCCAGAAGAACCUCAACCUCUCCAGCUCGGGCAUCUACGCCAUGAUUUCCAGCCUCGACGAGAUGCCCGGGGACCACCUGCCGCUGUAUUGCGAUGUCCGCGACGUCGCUCUGGCCCACGUCCUCGCCGUCGAAAAGGAGGGCGCCAUGGGCAGCCGCUACCUGACGUCCGGUGGCCUCUUUACCUGGCCCCAGGCCGCUCACCUCUUGGCCGAGAAGCGCCCCGAGCUCAAGUCACGGCUGCCCAAGAACUGGGAACAGGUCCCCGUGGAGGAUGUCUCGAGCAAAUUUGCCAGUAUCGACACCAGCCAUGCGCAGAAGCAGCUGGGCCUCCAAUUCAGGAGCUGGCAGUCGACCUUCCUCGACAGCGUCGACAGCCUGGUUGAGCUGGAGAAGUCGGCCCACUGGAGCAGAUAA